AUGUCAUCCCUCCAGAGCAACCAAGGGUCAGCCUCCGUCACCGACAAAUCUGGAACAGGGCCUUCGAAUGCCUCCUUGGCUUCCGAUACUGCAUCAACAAAAGUUUCCGGAUCGGAUCCCUCAAGUACCGGCUUGACUGAGGUUUCUACAGUAGCGCCAACAAAGGCACUAGUAGAAACCGCGACAGCAACCAUAACGAAGACCUCCAUUGCAAUCACAACUACAACGCGCAUAGGCAGUGGCACGGGGUUGUCUAACGCUGCAAUCACUGGAAUUGCAGUCUCAUCUGGAGUCGCGGGGGCCGCGUUGGCCCUUUGUGCCAUUGUUGCCUUGCUAUACCUGAAGAGACGCCAUCACGAACCUGCACCGAAGACAAGUCUCGAAGAGCCGCCAAAGUCAUCACCAAAGAAUCUGAUGGUAGUUCCAGGCUUCGUUGGGCUGCCAACUCGCGUCCUGCUUACUGGAGCGUCUGACAGCGAUAUAAAAAGUGAGCUCGGCUCUCUGGGCAACCUGAUCGAGCGUCACGUCGAUGGCCAUUACCACCGUGACAAGAUCUCGGCAACAUCAGACACUCUCCACGCAUCGCUUCGAGAUCUUCAUUUGACAGAGGCUACCUGUAGCAUGAUUGCGAGAUUGUGCAUCGACCCAAAUACCCGAUACACCGGCAUCCGUCAUCUAUUGGCACUUGUCAUCUUUUCAAACCUUGACCUUCACACAAUUGAUUCACUUUCUCUAUUGCCGCCAACUGUCAAGGAAUUCUCUCAGUCGCGGAUCAGGGCGCCCAAGCAGGAACAGGAUCCUCUGAGCGUGGAGUCUCAGAUCGAUGCGCUCAUCACUGUGCUACAAAAGGCUUUGGAUCAUUUCGUUCCAAGAGACAAGGGCCACUCCCUCAAAGACCAACAGGCUAGCCUCGCUGGUGUCAUUCGCGAAUGUGUCAAGUUUGGUUACGAGGUAUUUUCGCAUCCGAGCGAUUGGGAGUUCACAUUUGCACAAGAAGAGCACGGAAUUAUCGUUGUUCCAGGUCUCAAACAGCGUAGCAGCAGCACAGGGGACCUAUAUGAUCCGCCAAAGCUAGUUUUGGCUCCCGAGAUAGUCGCUGUCCCUAAGCACUAUGUUUAUAAUGGAUAG
This is a messenger RNA of Fusarium subglutinans, 1128 nucleotides long. RefSeq lists its product as uncharacterized. The transcript is spliced from 2 exons. The record is from RefSeq and is a predicted model, not a curated record. NCBI's taxonomy places the organism in Eukaryota, Fungi, Ascomycota, Sordariomycetes, Hypocreales, Nectriaceae. The coding region runs from base 1 to 1128 and encodes 375 amino acids.